GUCCAGUCACAGAACAACAGGCAGCCGCCCGAACUAAGCUGCUCGCGCUGACACACACACACACACGCUCGCCUGACUCUCAACAACAACAACAACAACAACAACAGCGCCAUUUUCCGCGCAGGAGGAGGCGGGGACGCUGCUGUCUCCCGCGGUCCUCAGCGCAGCAAGAAGUAGGUCAACCAGCGAUAUCGGCGAGACGUGCGCACCCAGACUCCCGAGAAAACAACACAUAACGACAGAAAUCCACCCUCGCUCGUCUCCAAUGCGCGAGCUCUGCGCCGCUCGGAUGUGUUCAGCUUCCGGUCCUGGUUGACGUUCAGACGAGUUUUCAGGAUUUUGCUUAUUUUUCACAGUUCGCGCGCGAGCUGAGUGGAGAUAACACGAGCAACGCGCAAAACAGCUCUCUCAGGCCCCCAAGAAUGAAAAGGUUGAGCAGAGACCGCGAGGACAGCCCCUCAUCCUGCGAGGGGCCGGCGGACUCCUGCAAGAGGGUCAGACAGCCCGCCGAAGACCCUGGAGAUCUGCUGUCCAACUGGGCUCGACUGCCACAGGAGAUCCUGCUCCACAUCUUCCAGUACCUGCCUCUCCUCGAUCGCGCCUUCGCCUCGCUGGUCUGCCGCGGCUGGAAUGAGGCCUUCCACAUGCCCGAGCUGUGGAGGUGCUUUGAGUUUGAGCUCAACCAGCCUGCCAGCUCUUACCUGAAGGCCACUCAUCCUGACCUAAUAAAGCAAAUCAUAAAGAGGCACUCCAAUCAUUUACAGUACGUCAGCUUCAAGGUGGACAGCAGUACAGAGUCAGCGGAGGCUGCGUGUAACAUCCUGUCUCAGCUGGUCAACUGCUCUCUGAAGACUCUGGGGCUGAUCUCCACUGCACGGCCGAGCUUCAUGGAGCUGCCGAAGUCGCACUUCAUCUCAGCACUAACCGUGGUGUUUGUCAACUCCAAGUCUCUUUCGUCUCUGAAAAUUGACGACACGCCAGUAGAUGAUCCUUCGCUCAAGGUCCUGGUGGCCAACAACAGUGACACACUCAAGCUGUUAAAGAUGAGCAGCUGCCCACAUGUUUCUCCUGCAGGUAUUCUGUGCGUCGCUGAUCAGUGUCACGGUCUGAGAGAGCUGGCUCUGAACUAUCACUUAUUGAGCGACGAGCUGCUGCUGGCGCUGUCCUCCGAGAAGCACGUGCACCUCGAGCAUCUGCGCAUAGACGUGGUGAGCGAGAACCCCGGCCAGCAGUUCCACACCAUCAAGAAGAGCAGCUGGGACGCCAUGGUGCGCCAUUCGCCCAAAUUCAGCCUGGUCAUGUACUUCUUCCUAUACGAGGACGAGUUCGGGCCCUUUUUCCGCGACGAGAUCCCCGUUACGCACCUCUACUUCGGCCGCUCGGUCAGCAAAGAGGUCCUGGGCCGCGUGGGCAUGAACUGUCCGCGUCUGGUGGAGCUGGUGGUGUGUGCCAACGGUCUGCGGCCGCUGGACGAGGAGCUGAUUCGUAUCGCAGAGCGCUGCCAGCACCUGUCGGCCAUCGGACUGGGCGAGUGCGAGGUCUCCUGCAGCGCUUUCGUGGAGUUCGUGAAGAUGUGUGGCCGCCGUCUCUCUCAGCUCUCCAUCAUGGAGGAGGUGCUCAUCCCAGACCACAAAUACAGCCUGGAUGAGAUCCAUUGGGAAGUGUCCAAGCACCUCGGGCGCGUCUGGUUUCCAGAUAUGAUGCCCACCUGGUGAAAUGUUCAUCUGUUGUGUUCAGAAGACCACAGAAAGUAAUCAGACUGGGACACCUGUAAGCCUUCGGUAAUAUGGACUCGAUGGCUUUUUGUGUGAGUUUCACAGUUGGUUUGAUUUGAGAUGUAUAUUCCCACACUGCUAUAAUGAGUGUGAACUGUUGUAAAGGGAUAGUUCACGCAGAAAUGAACAUGUUGUCAUCAUUUACUCACCCUUGAGUCCUUU
Molecule: messenger RNA, 1937 nt
Organism: Sinocyclocheilus anshuiensis
Lineage: Eukaryota; Metazoa; Chordata; Actinopteri; Cypriniformes; Cyprinidae
Product: F-box/LRR-repeat protein 3-like
Exons: 5
Coding region: 423-1715 (430 amino acids)
Cellular component (GO): mitochondrion
Molecular function (GO): protein binding
Source: RefSeq, a predicted model, not a curated record